GCCUCCCUCUGGAUCUCCACUUUCUUACCUUGAAAAUAACUCUAACGCCUUGCUCAGCUUUACUAUUUAGUGGUUCUAUUAGAUUAUGAGCAAUCAUAAUAACAGCCAGCGUAUUAAGGUCAUCUGUGAGCUGAAUGCUUUCCAUAAUUUAUUUUAAAUUUUCGUAAUGGUCAUGAGAGGCUUUGUGAUGGAGGCGCUCACUACCUGGAUGGGCAGACACAAGGAAAGACCACUGAACAGCCAGGAGGUGUGAAUAAAGACCAUGAGAGAGGGAAACCAGAAACUCUCCCUCUCCAUUUAGGAAAACAAAGUUUGAUCCACUCUUUGAAAAGACUUGGAAAGCUUUGGAAAAGUAUCUUAGCAAGGAAGGAACACUAAGAAAAGUUGCUUGUGGAAGUUAGACCAAAUAGCAGGAAGGUAUUACAGCAAAAUGGAUUUGGGAAAGGACCAAUCUCGCUUGAAACGCCGUCAGACACCUAAUCCUCGUCAAGAAGAGAACCAUGUUCCAGAAGUCACUGGAACUUGGAAUUUGCGAAACAGAGAGCAACUCAGAAAAAGGAAAGCUGAAGCACAAGAGAAGCAAAAUUUGCAGUGGCAUUUUGGAGAGAAAAAAUGCAAGCGGCCAAGGACAGGAAAAGGAAACAAAAGAGGAAGAAAGAGACGACAAAGUACAGAACUAAAGGAGGAACCUCAGUCACAAUUUAAAAAAGACACAAUGGAGAAAGCACUGGUACCUAUGGAGAAAGAAACUGAACCACCUAAGAGUAUAACUGAAGUGUUGUCUCUGCUAGCCUCUCCCAAAAAAGUUAUGCCUGAGACACAAUUUUCUGCAGUGGAUCAAGAAAACAUACAUCAGGAUCAUUCUUCUGAGUUACAAGAAACAGUUGUACCAAACCACCCUUCUGAAACAUGCCAAGAUGUGGCUGAACCUGAAGCCCUCUCUCCUACAAUGUACCAGGAAAUGGCCGUGAUUCAAGGCCAUUCUUCCAUAAUGUGCCCUGAUACAGCUGAACCUGAAGACCUCUCUCCUACAACGUGCCAAGAAAUGGCCGUGAUUCAAGGCCAUUCUUCCAUAAUGUGCCCUGAUACAGCUGAACCUGAAGAUUUCACUUCUACAAUGUGCCAGGAAACAGCCGUACUUCAAAACCAUCCUUCCAGAAUGUGCCCUGAUACGGCUGAACCUAAAGCCCUCUCCUCUACAAUGUGCCAAGAAACAACUGUAGUCAAAGUCCUUCCUUCUAAAACAUCUGAAGACAUAGCUGACCUGGAAGCAUGCUCCCCUGAAGCAUUCUCCAAACCAGAUAUGCCUAAAGGGUAUGCUCUUGAGACAUACCAAAAGAGAGGUGAACCUGAGGAAUACAAUUCUGAACCAGAACAAGGAAUGGCUGAGAUUGAAAGCUUCUUUCCUAAGACACAAGAAAUAGCUGUGCCUAAAGACCUUUCUACAAAGACACACCAAGAAAUAGUUGAACCUGAACACUUCUCUCAUGAAACAUAUAAAGAAAUUGCUGUGCCUAAAGCAUUCUCUCAUAACACAACCCAAGAAGUGCCUGCUCUUGAGGAAUAUCCUCCUGAAAUAUACCAUGAAACACCUGUGCCUGAGGAAGGCUCACCUGAAAUAUACCAAAAAACACCUGGGCCUGAGGAUGGCUCACCUGAAAUAUACCAAGAAACACCUGGGCCUGAAGACUAUUCACCUGAAAUACACCAAGAAACACCUGGGCCUGAAGAUCUUUCUACUAAGGCAUAUAAAAAUAAGGAUCUGCCCAAAGAAUGCUUUCCAGAACCACAUCAAGAAACAGGUGGGCCCCAAGGCCAGGAUCCUAAAGCACACCAGGAGGAUGCUAAGGAUGUUUAUACUUUUCCUCGAGAAAUGAGAGAAAAACCCAAAGCAGAGGAACCAGAGAUACCAGCAAUUGCAAAUGUUCCUCAAGAAAUUCAUCCAGAAAAUGACGUCUUUAGUUAUGUUUUGUUUUAACAAUGCUCAACCGUCAAUAGUUGUCCAACAAAAUACACAUCUUAAUAUAUUACGUGUGUGAUUUUUCAAAACACUGUAGAUCUCUACAAUACUCAUUAAUAUUUUUACGUUGUUUUCGUUUUCUCAUGUAUAGACUCUGAGAGAAUGAAGGUAUUUUUUUCAGGCUCUGUUACAUAGAUGAUAUCCUGCUAGUGUGUGCUUGUGUGUGUGUGCAUGUGUGUGUGUGUAUAUACAUAUAUGCAUAUUGGGGUGAGGAUAGUGGUGGGGGAGAGAGAGAAACGUGAAAGGAAUGGCUGAGUAAUUGAUCACCCAUCAAGAACCUUUAAGUCUAUAUUUUAUUUAUUUUUUCCUUGGUUAAUUCUUAAAAGUAGAGAAACUAUUGUUUGAACACUUAAAAUCUGGGGGAGUAAUAGUUUUCUUGUAAACUUUGUUUACUUAUCCAUGUAACAAUAGCAUCAACAUUUUAUUCAGACUUUGGUAGUCU
Molecule: messenger RNA, 2462 nt
Organism: Mustela erminea (ermine)
Lineage: Eukaryota; Metazoa; Chordata; Mammalia; Carnivora; Mustelidae
Gene: HEMGN
Product: hemogen
Exons: 7
Coding region: 431-1978 (515 amino acids)
Biological process (GO): regulation of osteoblast differentiation; cell differentiation
Cellular component (GO): nucleoplasm
Source: RefSeq, a predicted model, not a curated record